Messenger RNA from Onthophagus taurus, 2135 nucleotides. RefSeq names its product MFS-type transporter SLC18B1. Gene Ontology annotation, molecular function: transmembrane transporter activity. The record is from RefSeq and is a predicted model, not a curated record. Gene Ontology annotation, biological process: transmembrane transport. Lineage: Eukaryota; Metazoa; Arthropoda; Insecta; Coleoptera; Scarabaeidae.
CCAGCCCUGGCCACAGUUUACUUCAACAUUUCAUUUGAAUGCCCCCUAUUCAUUCUCGUUUACUACUUUAUUAUUUCCAUAUCGUUCUCGAUUCUCAAUAGAAACAAUUUCUCCUAGUAUAAAAAGAUAAUUUACUAAAGCUUUUAAUACAAAGUAACCAAUAUGACCAAUAGAGACUUCUUCUACAAUAACUAUUUAAUUCUCACUGAAUUAUCAAAUUUCGUCUUCAACUAAGAAUCUCAUCGUUGACUCUGUCGUUCUCGUCGAUUUUCGACUCUUUCGAUGACAGACGAUUGUGUGUUCUUGUGAUAACGCAAAAACGAACGGACGAGUGCCAAAAAGUUUGUCUCUUCGUGUUAAUGUCAACGUUUACACGUGGAGUGUUAAGUGCAAUUUAAGAAUUAAAUUAAUUUAAAAAGGACAAGUUAAAUUAUUUUUUAAAAAUGGUGAAUUUUAGUAAAAGACAGUGGUUAACUUUAAUUGUUAUCGGUAUUGCGGACUUUUUUAAUGCAAUAUGUGUUUCUCUGCAAGCACCAUUUUAUCCACAAGAGGCUGAAAGAAAAGGCGCUUCUGCAACAGAAUAUGGUUUAGUAUUUGGUAUAUUUGAAUUGGUAGUAUUUAUCGUUAGUCCUUUAUAUGGUAGACAUAUUAAUAAAUUGGGACCAAAACUUAUGUUUAAUGGUGGGAUUUAUACAACGGGAAUUUGUGCAAUUUUAUUUGGGCUUUUAGAUAAAGUAGAAGGACAUUAUCCUUUUAUCAUACUCAGUUUUAUCAUAAGGAUUAUCGAAGCAAUGGGAAAUGCUUCCUUUUUAACUGCAAGUUUUGCUAUAAUUGCCAAAGAAUUUCCAGAUAACGUAGCAACAACAUUUGCUUGUUUAGAAACUUGUUUUGGUUUAGGAUUAAUCGUAGGUCCAACUGUAGGUGGUCUAUUAUAUGAAGUUGGUGGUUAUACCACACCUUUCGCAGUAUUAGGCGGAGCUCUAUUCUGCUCGGCUAUCCUAACAAAUUUGGUCCUUCCAAAACAAAACGAAGGGCGAGAUGAAGAUUCUGGACCAUCUAUAUUUAGAGUUUUAAAGAUACCGGGUGUUUUAUUAUCAACGGCAAGUAUAAUGGUUACAAGUAUGUCCAUAGGAUUUUUACAAGCUACUUUAGAACCACAUUUAAGACAAUUUGGAUUAUCACCUGUUAUUUUGGGAAUAAUGUUUGUUAUAAACGGUGGAACUUAUGCAUUAAUGGCACCUAUUUGGGGAUGGCUUUGUGACAAUUUCGUUCACCCCAAAUUCAUUACUUUUACUGGAACACUUUUGGUUGCUACAGCUUUUGCUUUGGUUGGACCAGCUCCAUUUAUUAAACAACACACAGUACUUUGGGUAACAGUUUUGGGAUUAGUAAUUCAUGGAUUAGGAAUUGGAGCUCAAUUAGUAGCAUCAUUUUCAGAUGCUUUAAGAACCAGUAUAACUCACGGUUUUCAGAACAAUUUGGAAACUCACGGAUUAAUCUCAGGGUUAUGGACCAGCUCUUUUGCUUUUGGAGCCUUUAUAGGGCCUUCAGUGAGCGGGAUUUUAUUCGAUAGCGUUGGAUUUAGAAACGCAACAAUGUUCAUUUUUGGCUUACACUUGCUCGUAGGGUUAUUUGUAGCAAUGUUCAUAAUAUUCGGAAAGAGACCUCGAGAAUACGUCGAAAUCAAAGACGCGGAUAAAAUGUCGAAUGGAGAUAUCGCGAGUAGCGUACGAUCGGCUGUAACCAGCAUUGCGGAAAGCACGAGAAGUAUUAGAAGUAUUGGAAACGGAAUCUCAAUAGAAAGAAGUAGACCAGCUGGAAUGAACAGCCUUAUAGCUUGUAAUAGUUACAAAAGCCAAGCUUGGCCUAAGAAAGAAGCUAAUGGAGUAACCGUGAGUGCUUAUAGUUAUGGAGCUGUUCGAGACAAUAGAAACGGAAAUACACCAUUUUUACACGGAGUGGCAUAACUCAGAAUUCUCAUAUCGAUAUUUAUAAACAGGAAAAAAAUAUUUUUUUCUUAUUAUCAUAAGGUUCUUUUUAAAAAAGUUUUUUCCCAUUUUUAGCUAUUUUUAAAGUGUAUUUAAUUUAGUGUUGAUUAUUUAGACGUUAUAAGAUUUUUAAAUAAAUCAGUUUUA